This is a messenger RNA of Paramacrobiotus metropolitanus, 1839 nucleotides long. RefSeq lists its product as uncharacterized. NCBI's taxonomy places the organism in Eukaryota, Metazoa, Tardigrada, Eutardigrada, Parachela, Macrobiotidae. The coding region runs from base 459 to 1496 and encodes 345 amino acids. The record is from RefSeq and is a predicted model, not a curated record. The transcript is spliced from 2 exons.
UUGUUCAUCACUAAGCGUCGGCAUAAUCCACAAAUACAUAAAACUUCCAAUGUCUACCAGCAUUAUUAUGCGUAAUUUCUUCAACACGCAUAGAAUUCUCUGCUCGCUCAUAAUCAUUAGUCUGCACUUACGCAUGCAAUUUUUAAAUGAAGUACUCGUACUCGUUUUAAUUCUCAAGUCUCGUGUCUAUAUGUAUAUUACCUAAUCAUAUUCAAAUAUAAAAUUCUGAUUAACGAAUACGCGAGUUUCAUUGCAAAGCAAACGGAAUUUACAAUUGUUAUUUGGCCGAUAAUUAAGCUUUAGAGCUUUGUAGCCUGUGCUAGCCUUGUGCAUAAACAUAUUUUUAUAAAAACGUUCCGGAAAACCUGGAACGAACGGCCGCACCGGACCGUCGAUAUAGGCGACACUUGUACAGUAUGAGUGAUAUUUAUCGCAUGCAACACGACGUCUGAUUUAUUAUGAUGCUAUCCAUAAUGUUCUUGUCGGGAAUUCGUAUUUCCAUCGUAAUUCUGGUGGUGUUCAACAAAAAUGCAGGUUACGUAUCGGCUCAGCGAGGGGGAGGCGGUGGUGGAGGUCAUGGAGGAGGUGGUGGUGGAGGAGGAGGUGGUGGAGGGCAUGGAGGAGGUGGUGGGUCUGUAGGAGGCAGUGGUGGGAGUGGCGGAGGUGUCGCCGCAGCUGGCGGGGGCGGAGCCAUCGCUUCUGCUGGUGGAGCACCCAGUGCGCCUGCCGGUGGAGCUUCCGGGGCCGCGCCUGCGCAAUCAGCUCCAUCAGCACCCGCUUCUUCGGCUCCUGCACCCAGUGCGCCACAACAAGCGGCACCUGCCCCAAGCGCACCGCAACAAUCACAACCAGCAGCUGAUCCCCAAGGUGGCGCGCCCGCGCAAAGUCGACCGUCUCUCGGUAUACCGGCACCGAAUGUUCCAUCUUUUGGCCCACCAGCCAGUGCACCGCCUGCUCCACAUGCAGCAAGCGGCAGCCGACCGGCUGGUCCACUCCCGGGGACCACCGGCGAAGUUUCUAAAGGAGGGCAAAUCCGUCCCGCUGAGCCAUUGGCAAAGCCGAAUGUGCGCCCGGAUCGUCCUUUACCCACCGCGGACGCGUUAUUAGGAAAACCGUCCGAUAAGGGUCAUCAAGAAAAGCCGGACACCGGACGAGAAAUAGACAAGCCGGGGAAGGAGGCGACCGCGGAUAAACAUCGACCUCGGCAUCCACACCGCCCAAGACCGCCGGUGGUUGAACCAGCGAAUCCUCCAGGCAUGCCCAGGCCGCCGACAAUAACUCGGAGUGUAACUGAACUUCCUCCGCUUCCAAUUCCACCGACGGAUGGAGAUGUCGGAUGCGGAACGAAAGGCGGUGUCGGCACCGGACCCAAUUGUGUCAGUAAUGCAGAGGUUCAGCUUUUGGUCAAUCAGGUGUUAGUGAACAAUGGCUUACUGCCUUCGAUCGCGAAUUCGCGUCGCCAAACAACCACCACCACCAGAGCUCGACGAAGGUGAAGUGCGAAUUAAGUGAAGUGAAACGAUAGCCGCAAAUGACUUGCGGUCAUUCUGUAUCCGCAAACCGAAAAAAAACAUUUGGCAGAAAUAAGUACAUUAUUAUGAAUUUGUAAUUGAAUAAAUUAUUAUUGAUACAUUAAUACGAUUAUUGUACGGGAUAUCUGCAUAUUGCACUUAAACAACUACUCUACUCGUAGUACAUCUUGUAGAGCAUCCUGGUGUUACGACUGUUGCACAAUAAAUUUUUUGUCGACAUAUAUUGAUUGACAGUAUACAUGUAACGCAUUUAUAGUACUGCGUGUAGCACAUUAAUAUUUUAUAUCGUACUGCGUAUUAAGAAAUA